CGCCGUUCCGUAGUCAUCACAUUGCCUUGGAAUGAUAUUUCUCGAUUUUCGUAGCCGUGUUUUUCUGUAAUUUCGUGAAUAUUUUGAUAUAUUUGCCCGAAAACACGAAUGAUGAAAAACUAACUGAAUUUGUUCGCGCACAUCCCGUACUGUAGACCAAUCAAAUUUCAAGUACAUGGACUCAGAUUGUAAGAAUUCUAUAUGGAGUAAAAUAGGAGCGGAAAUGAAAUCAGAUAGUGGCAAUGCACUGCUCGAGCACGGAGAAAAUAACAUAUUGACUGUUGUGAAUCGAAAACACUUUGAGGUCACAUCAGCGGGAAUCACUGUCACAUCAAGUCACGGUGUUAAACAGGUAAAGUGUUGGAUGUAUGAGGUUUAUGUCGAUCGCCGUAAUGAAACGCGGAUUUACUGGGAUGAACGACGUUGGAAUGACUUCGCUAAAAGAGCAAGCCAAGGCCAAGGCUUUGUGUGUUUAUGGACUAGGUAUAAUGAUCGGUUCAGAUUUUAUGGUUAA
This is a messenger RNA of Hermetia illucens (black soldier fly), 514 nucleotides long. RefSeq lists its product as uncharacterized. The transcript has 3 exons. Bases 176 to 514 code for a protein of 112 amino acids. Lineage: Eukaryota; Metazoa; Arthropoda; Insecta; Diptera; Stratiomyidae. The record is from RefSeq and is a predicted model, not a curated record.